Carassius auratus (goldfish) is the source of this 3719-nucleotide messenger RNA. RefSeq names its product L3MBTL histone methyl-lysine binding protein 3. The transcript has 22 exons. Lineage: Eukaryota; Metazoa; Chordata; Actinopteri; Cypriniformes; Cyprinidae. The coding region runs from base 466 to 2637 and encodes 723 amino acids. Gene Ontology annotation, cellular component: nucleus. The record is from RefSeq and is a predicted model, not a curated record. Gene Ontology annotation, biological process: negative regulation of DNA-templated transcription. Gene Ontology annotation, molecular function: zinc ion binding; histone binding; chromatin binding.
UUCUGUACAUUGUGAAAGCAUGGGCUCCACGCAUUAAUUUAUUUUUAGCAGCAAAACAGCAAUGGCGAUGUUUCGCGGCGUCCGAGCACGUCCCCGCGCGUUAAAAGCGCCGCGCGCGCGUGUCGCGGGGGGUCGGCGGCGCGGUGAGCGCGCGCGACGUCGUCGAGAGAUCCGUCGGAAUUGUUUCAGCGCAAAACUUUCGAUAUUGUGAUGAUGGGCUGCGCGCAUGCGCACUGGAGUCAUCCUGGCCAAUUUCUCAGCACUCGUGGGAGAAUUUGGUGAGUGAAGCCUGUGUGCUUGGCUACUCCACGCUGUUCCUCAGAUGUGAUGGAGUCGUCGGGCCCGAGCACAGAGUUUGAUGUGUACGGGGCGAUGGACUGGAAGGACUGAGUGGGAACACUGCCCGGCAGCCAGCUCAAGUUCCGGGUGAAUGAGUUCGGGGUCCUGGAGGUCAUAACGGACGAGAUGGAGGAGGAGAGGGGCAAGAGAGCUCACGCCAUCACCACAUGGAGCGUCCCCACCGCACACCAGGCUCAAUCUAAGGAGGAGACGUCGUGGGCCCAGCGCGGCCUGGUGUGUGUGCGCUGUAACAGGAAGGGCUCGGCGGUGGACUUCCUGUCUGACGGGCUUCACUGCAGCGAGCGCUGUCUGCAGCAGGAGCAGCAAGAAGAGCUGAAGAGAGAAGGCUCCAGAACAAACGGAGAGACGCUGGGGAGGAAGAGAUCCCGUCUGACCGAGAGACUCACUGAAGACAUGGACAGCUCGAUGGAGAUCGCCGAGGAGGACGAUGAAGACUACGAAGAGAAAGAAAGCAGGCGACCGGCACGUGGGGCGACGAGAGGCCGCAGGAAACGCAAGGGAGACGCAGCGCUGCUCAGAUACACGGUUCCGUACGGAGGCAAGAAGAAGGCGUGGUGUUGGGCCUCGUACCUGGAGCAGGAGAGAGCCGUCGCUGCACCCAGUAAACUCUUCAAAGAGUAUCAGUCACUUCCGCAGUGUAAGAAUGGUUUUAGGGUUGGGAUGAGACUGGAGGGUAUCGACCCCGAUCACCCGUCCAUGUACUGUGUCCUCGCCGUCGCUGAGGUGCUAGGACAUCGAAUCAGACUGCAUUUUGAUAAGUAUUCGGACUGCUAUGACUUCUGGGUAAAUUCCAGCUCUCCUGACAUUCACCCAGUGGGAUGGUGUGAGAAAACCGGACACAAGUUGCAUCCACCGAAAGGGAUGAAAGAUGAAGAGUUUAGCUGGUCCUCUUACAUCAAACUAAAUAAAAUCCAGACGGCACCCAAAGCCCUGUUUCAGAACCAGAACAUGACGGUGACGCCGUCGGGGUUCAGGGUGGGUAUGAAGCUGGAGGCCAUCGAUAAGAAGAAUCCCUCGUUCAUCUGUGUGGCCACGAUCACAGACAUGGUGGACAGCAGAUUCCUGGUGCACUUUGACAGCUGGGACGAGACUUAUGACUACUGGUGUGAUGCAACGAGUCCUUACAUCCAUCCUGUCGGCUGGUGUCAGGAGAACGGCAGGACCCUCACCACCCCUCCAGGAUACUCUGAUGUGAAGAACUUCUCCUGGGAGAAAUACUUGGCAGAGACCAGCUCAUUACCAGCUCCUGCUCGAGCCUUCAAAGUGAAACCUCCUCACAGUUUCCAGCUCAGUAUGAAGUUGGAGGUGGUCGACAAGAGGAAUCCUGCUCUGAUCCGAGUGGCCACAGUGGUGGAUACAGAUGACCAUCGACUGCGGAUCCAUUUUGAUGGCUGGACAGAUGAAUAUGAUUACUGGAUCGACGCAGACAGCCCAGAUAUUCAUCCUGCCGGGUGGUGCGCCAAAACCGGACACCCCCUGCAGCCGCCCAUCACUGCUCAGGACAUGUGUGAGACGUCUGAGCAGAGCGGCUGUCCUACAGCAGGCUGUAAAGGAGUGGGUCACAUUAAAGGAGCGCGCUACUCUGGACACCACAGUGCUGUGGGUUGCCCGUAUUCUGACAUCAACCUGAACAAGGACUCGGUUCUGCCGGAUCGCUUGAGCGGAGAGAUGCCGGGAAGCGGCGUGGGUCGGCCACGCAGAGCAGAACCCAACACAGAGAUCUCAGCUGAAGCUAAUGACAAACCCAUCACCUGUGCCCCAUCACAGCCGGAUAAACCCAGCACGCCGCUGAAGAAGCCCAUCGCCACAGAGACCAAGCGAAGGGUUGGUCGGCCCUGUAAAGUCCGGAAGGUGGAGGAGCUGCCUCAGGAAGAGGAAGUGGAGAGCGAGGUGUCGUCAGUCACUGAAACCAAAGAGCUGACUCUACAGCAGGCUUUGCACCAGUCUGUGUUCAUGCCGUGUUCCAGCCCAUCUCCCAGCAUGCCUCACUGCUGGGAUCAGCACAGCAAGCUGCUUCCAACAGUGGCAGGCAUCACGGCCAGUAAAGUGGCAGUGUGGAGCGUGGAUGAGGUGAUCGAGUUUAUCCAAGGACUUCCAGGCUGCAAGGAGCAAGUGCGCACCUUCAGAGAGGAGCAAAUUGAUGGCGAGGCCUUCCUGUUGUUGACUCAGGUGGACCUGGUGAAGAUCCUCAGCAUUAAACUAGGGCCGGCUCUAAAAAUAUAUAACUCUAUUCUAAUGUUUAAAACAACAGAGAACUCUGCCUGCAACGAACUCUGACCAGACGGCCAAGAGAGUUCAGAACUGCUUCAGUCAAAGGGCUCGUCAUGGAGAUUCAUACAGUACACACCACACUAUUAUAUCAUCAACACAAUCUAGUUUAGUUCCCAAAUCUAAUGAUCUUUCAUUGUAAUGUUGUCUGUUAGAAUGUAUAUUUACUGAGGGGUUAGCGGAGAACUAGCUAAAUUCAGGUGCUAAUUGAAUUCAGCUACAUGCACUGAAGAGCCGCACAAUGUCUACUUAUGACUCAUUGUUUCUUUUAAAACUCAUAUUGAUAUUACUCCUUUACUUCAUAGCUGUAGAUAAUUUUAGUGUUUGGAAAGAGUUCAGGAUGGAGGACUUGUAGAAGGGGGUUGAAUAUCAGAGCAUUAGAUGAACACAUGGAUCCUCUUUGAUUAUUCUUGUUUCCAGUGUGCUGUGAUGUCAUAUUAAUGCAUCAUGCCACAUUUCUUCAUUACGGUUAGGGUCAUUGAAUGUCCUUAUUUUCUUUCUUUCUUUGUUUUGAUACAAUGGAUGUAGGAAUGGAGAAUUGAGGGUAAAGCUACACUCAAGGCACAAUAAUAAUAGUGAGAGCCAUAUUUGGUUAUUUUGUACUAGAAUGUAAUAAUACUCAGAAUGCCUUCAUGUGCACAGUGUACGAAGAAAAAAAAGUGCAAUACGUAUUGAAACAUAUUAAUUUUAUUUCAAUUGGUGAUGUAUGCAGCAUUAAAAUACAUGAAAUUUCACAUCUAUUUAUUGAAGUUUAAUACUUUGAUUAUAUAAAUAAAAAUGUGCUUAUAUGUCAUUGUGGAUAUGUAUGUUAACAAAGCGAAACAGUUUGUGUUGCUGUUUUUACUCGCUUUUUAAAAUGAGUAAACAUGGUGCUCAGCUGUAUAAUUUCCCAUAUUCAGAACUCAUUUAUCAUGUAAGUUUUCUUUUCAUGCCAUGAAAGUGUAUAAUGAACAGGUAGAUUGGGGCUUUCACAUUUAAAUAUAAAAUGUGUAAAUAAGCAGUGGUUUAGUGUCAAAGUGCAGCACUGUUGAAUGGACUACUAAAAGUCAAUGUUAUUCAUUUGAAAAUAAACUUGGGUCUUUUCAACACGA